AUGGCCGCCCGCAGCCUGGACGAGUACGAGGCCAAGCUCCAGGAUGCCAGUACGGACGUCAAAACCAAAGGCAUCCUGCUCACUGAGCUGCGCGACAAUAUUGACAUUUGGUGUCAAGGUGGCAGCUAUAGCGUCUUCUUGGACAAAUUCGUGCCUGCCCUUUUAAGCAUACUUUCUGGCCCACCAGUCUUCAUAUCGACUUCACCCGAACAGAAACUACGACAAUGCGCCCUCGAGAUCAUCCACCGAUUGCCUCUGGGCUCAAGUGCUGCGGACAACAGCGUGGCCGAGCCCUACGCGGAGAAGAUCGUUGAUAUGUGCUUGGCGUUGGUCAAGACUGAAAACGAGGACAAUGCGGUGUUGUGUCUAAAGAUCGUCAUGGACUUCUGCAGAUAUUACACCAAGACUCCGGCGGUGAACGAAAAGGCACAACCAUUCUUGGAGCUCAUCCUCGAACUCUUUGAUGGCAUGGAGCAGACGGUUCGGGACACAUUCGAUUCACCAUCGCCUAAUGCUGGAGCGACAGCGGCUGUCGGUGCGCCCGGUACACCAAGUGCUGGUGGUACUCCAGGCUCACCCGUCGCUUCUGUGGCUUCCUCCAUUCCGUCUGUGGACACCGGAUCCGAGCAGCAGCAGACUCGACAGCUCGCCAAGGGCAUGCACAGCUUCAAAGUUGUCGCGGAAUGUCCGAUCAUUGUUGUGUCCAUCUUCCAGGCACAUCGUGGUCUAGCACCCAAGAAUGUCAACAAGUUCACGCCCAUGAUCAAGAAGACGCUAUUGAUCGAGGCUACACCACAAAAGCGAGCACAUGAGGAGGCGGAAGGCAGAGGCGAGGUUUUCACGAAAAUCGCGAAGGAGAUCAAAACAAAAGGCCAAGCCGCAGCAUUCGGAGAGUUGGUUACUGCUCAGGUCAAGACCAUGAGCUUUCUUGCAUAUCUGCUACGAGCCUAUCAGAACUCGUUACAAGAUUUCUUGACGACUCUGCCGAAUUUGACUGUGCGGCUACUCCAGGAUGUGCCACGCAGUCACACCGCAACACGGAAGGAGUUGUUGGUGGCGAUCAGACAUAUCAUCAACUUUAGCUUCCGCGCGCAUUUCCUGCCCGUCAUCCUACCGCUUCUCGAUGCAAAGACACUGGUCGGCGACUCGCUUACUGCGGAUAUCACACUGCGACCAUUGGCGUAUACUAUGCUUGCCGAUCUGAUACAUCACGUCCGCGAGUCACUGCAACCAGAGCAGAUAUCGAAGGUGGUCUCUGUCUACGUUGGCCACUUGACUGGCGAUGAUGGAGUUGAGGUACCGGGUACAAGCUACCAGACUAUGAGUGCGAAGCUGCUACUCAACAUGGGCGAGUGCAUGUCAAAGAUGGAGGACAAGCGCAAUGCACGAUACCUCAUGAUGCUCGUCUUGAACGGCAUAGCUGACAAAUUUGCCGCCAUGAACCGCGCAUACCCUAACUCUGUCAAACUUGCACGCCAGCAGACCGAAGCGAGCGAGCGCACGGGCGGCCAUCUCGAUGCCGUACCAGAGAACUUUCUAGCAGAUUCCGAAACCAAGCCAGACUGGGAUGAGACCGACAUCUUCUCCGGCGCCAUGCCCAUCAAAGCCGUCAGUCCACGCGACCGAGCAACAGAUCCAGUCACAGAGAACAAGUUCCUGUUCAAGAACCUCUUACACGGCCUCAAAACCUUCUUCUACCAACUCCGCAACAGCAACACCCCGGAAGUCAAAGAUGCACUCGACUCGUCCCUCGUUCCUCAAAACUGGGCUGAACUCUCCUGUGGUUUUGAGGCCGAAGAGGUUGAAGUUCUGAUCAAACUCUUCCGCGAAGGCGCAAGGUGUUUCCAGUAUUACUCGCCCCUAGAAGGCGAUGGAUCAGUCAGCACCACCACAGCCGAAGCCGCCAGCUCCCAGUCCCUUGCGUCCUCUACCGCCAUCACCAAGGAGGAGAAGGAGUUGUUGGAGACAUUUGCGACGAUCUUUCAUCAUCUGGAUCCGGCGACGUUUCACGAGAUCUUCACUUCGAAGAGUCCGGUUUCGGAUGCUGUUAGGGCGGGAAUGGAGACGGGGAUGGAGUUCUUAUAUCAGCUUUGCUUCACCCACCCGGCUCUGCUGCAUGUGCCGCAGUUCCUGCUCGCCUCCGAAGCCACCUCUCCAGCGUUCUGCGGCAUGCUACUGAGGUUUCUGAUGAGCAAGCUGGACGAGGUCGGGCAACGGGAUAAUGUCAAGACUUCGGUUCUGCUGCGCUUGUUCAAGCUGUCGUUCAUGGCCGUGACACUGUUUAGUCAACACAAUGAGGGCGUGCUGCUGCCGCAUGUGCGCGAGCUCAUUACGCGUUCUAUCGAGCUUAGUGUAACGGCUGACGAGCCCACGAACUACUUCCUGCUUCUGCGAAGUCUCUUCAGGAGUAUUGGUGGAGGAAGAUUUGAGCAUCUUUACAAGGAGAUCUUACCGCUGUUGGAGAUGCUUCUGGAAGUGCUUAAUGUUCAGCUCGCUGCUGCAGAGGAUGGUGGGAAGCGAGAUCUGUUCGUCGAGCUCUCGCUUACAGUGCCCGCCCGGCUCAGCCAUCUACUUCCACAUCUGAAUUACCUCAUGCGGCCACUGACAGUCGCCCUCCGAUCUGGCGACAAGAUACCAGCAAGCGAAGCCCGUGGCUCCCAGCUCGGCUCUACCUCAGCCUCCGAGAUGCGAUCAGGCAGUGCGGGAACCUCGGAGCUUACGGCGCAAGGCCUUAGGACCCUCGAGCUAUGCGUUGACAAUUUGACAGCGGAUUAUUUGGACCCAAUCAUGUCACCGUAUAUGGAAGAGAUCAUGGGUAGUCUAUGGCGAAUGCUGAGACCCAGUCUUACCACGACCGCUGGACCUGGUCUACCUAGUGUCGUGACCGGCCAUCAGCAAUCGCAUACUGCUGUCCGCAUCCUUGGCAAGCUUGGAGGCAGGAAUCGCAAGUUCUUGACUGGUCCUCCAGCGCUUGAGUGGCGUGGCUAUGCGGAUGAUGAAGCUUCGGUAGAUGUCAGGCUCAUUGGUGCAAUUUCUAAUGGUGGUGAGAGAGCUUUGCCUGCACGACUGGGCAUCGACACGGCCGUCGAGAGAUUGUGGGAGCCGGCGCCGAAGGCUGAGAAGGAGAAGCAGAGGGAUGAUCAUUAUAAGCGGCAGGCUUUUAGGCUUGUGACGAGCCAUGUGAAGCUUCUCAUUGGCUUCGAUCAGCUUCCAGACGACCUCGCAAGAUUGGUUCGACUGCAAGCUAAUGACUUUGCGGAGAAGAACUACGAUGUUGGUGCGGACAUCUUCUCGGUCUCCGAGAGGCAUAAGAGCGCUCCGAAGCGUGAUGUGCAGCAGAAAACUCUGCUGCAGCUUCUCAAAGCGUUGAUAUGGACCGCAGGCACGCCCGGCGACGUGCAACAGGAAGCCCAGCAGUUCUUAGCGGGCCUCUAUCGGCAUCACAUGAUCGUUGAACUGGGGAUAGCAUUGGCAAAGGAGAAGCGCAAACGCAGGCCUUUCGACGUCAAGAGCGGCGAAGGUCCAGUAUACGUCGAUACGGGCAUCCUUGCGGAUGCUAUCUGCCACUCCUUAGCCAGUGAUGUGCUAGAGGUGCGACAGGUGGCGCAGCAAGCUAUGCAAGACUGCCUCGAGACCUCUGCAAUCCUCUUUGGUCGCGCCUCAAUCUUCGGUGGCGAAGACGCGGUAGCCGAGACUCUGCCUUUCUUCAACAAAAUUGCCGACUGCUGUAUUCACGCUUGCUACGAAGAAGAAUGGUUCACUAAAUCUGCAGGCGCACUAGGCAUUAGUAUCCUCAGUGAUGUCGAAAAGAUGAAGUUCAGCAAUCAGUGGAUUGCGGACAAGCUGGUUGACUUCGCGCGAGCACUUCUCUAUGUCAUCAAGGACAUGCCGCAGGAUCUUCCGGCUGGCAUAAGACUUCAGGCUUGGGAGACUCUUGUCACACUCGUCAAGCGGUUUGGUGGUAGCGAUCUGGCCUCGAAGGAGGGCCUGGAGGAUAAGGAGACGAAGGUGCGGCAAUUGGCGAACAUUCUCAUAACAGAGGUCAGCCACAUGAACCGCCAUGUCCGUGCGGCUGCUCAGGAGGGCCUCAAGACUUUGGCUGGAGAGUUGAGCAUUCUUAUCCAUGACCUGGUCAAUCCGAUCAAAGAUCCCCUCAUCCAGCCGAUCUUCAACAAGCCGCUUCGUGCUUUGCCUUUCCCGGCGCAGAUUGGUUAUAUCGAAGCUAUCAAGUUCUUACUAGAUAUGGAACACGAUGUCCUGACCUUCAACGACGAGCUGACGAGGCUCUUGUUUGAGACACUCGCGCUUGUUGAUGCCGAGGAUGAUGCUCUGGCGCCCAAGCCCGGCGAGUACAGGACUGCAGAGUCCAUUGUGAGAUUGAGAGUUGCUGGUCUGAAACUAUUAGGCACAGCGAUCAGAUUCCCGGGCUUUACGGGACAGCAGCAGACUACCACACCCACGCAAGGCACUCAGUCACAAUCUCAAGGUGCGAAUGGCUCACAGCAACCAUCUUCUCAACAAGGUACACCACAACAGCAACAAGGCGGGCAGCAUAGAGCUCGUGUCAUCAGCAUCUUCUUCAAAAGUCUGUAUAGCAAGAACAAGGAAGUCGCCGCCGCUGCCAACGCGGGUCUGAAGAUUGUUCUCGCUGCCACGCAGAAGCUGCCAAAGGACCUGCUGCAGAAUGGUCUUCGGCCCAUACUCAUGAACGUCCAAGACCCUCGUAAACUAUCUGUUGAGGGUCUGGAGGGACUUCGCACGCUCUUGCAGCUUUUAACGAAUUACUUCAAAGUCGAGAUAGGAACGAGACUUCUGGACCACAUGAAGACGAUCGCCGACACGACGGUGCUUCAGAAAGUGUCUUUCACGCUUAUCGAGGCACAACCUAAGAUGCGAGUCGUCCAGGCCAUCUUCUCUGUGUUUCAUUUACUACCUAACGCGGCAGCACAGUUCCUGAAUGAAUUGGUGGAGAGGGUGGUGAGGCUUGAGGAGGGUUUGAGGAGGACAAGAGGAAGUCCUUUCCGUGAGCCGUUGAUCAAGUACCUCAAUCAUUAUCCGAAUGAGAGCUGGACCUACUUUAAGAAGGCUAUCGAGGAUCCAAAGAAGGGCAGAUUCUUUGCGCAGAUACUCGCUGAUCCCGAAGCUGAUGCUUUAAGGAAAGCAAUUGUGGAUGAUGCCGAGGGUUUCGUUGCUGCUUUCACUGCGCCGGAGCUUCUUGGCGAGGAAAAGGCACAGGCGCAGGUCAAUGCUAUACAUAUUGCUGACUCGAUAUGUUCCUUCGUGGACACUGGCAAGGUGUUGAUGGAGAAGGAGACGAUGAGAAACAGCUUACUGCAAGCUGCGAAAGAGGUUCAAGCGCAGCGUGAGGCCGAGCCAGCUUCACUCUCUGCCACUUUGAGAUUGGCUGUUGUGCAGUCGGUCGAGCAAAUCAUGCGUAUUUUCGUUGUUUACUUGGAGCACAAGAAGGACGAUCUGGAUACGCUCUUCGGACUCAUGGAAUCUUGUACCACUGGCGAGCUGCAGGCUACGCCGCCGUUGUUCGCUUACCUGUACACUGACAUAAUCACGACUGAGGACGUGGAGUACCAACGAUCAGUUGUCACUCGCUGUAUCGACACAUAUACCGCGACCGCUCAAGGCGCUUCGCAAAGGCUGAAGUGGUUCAUCUUCCACAAUGUCCUGAACCCUGUUCUCGCAAGCGACGUCAUGCGGAAUUGGGACAAGUUGUUCGAGGCCAACAACAAAGGCACGCCACUGUUCAAUCGAGAGAUGGCGGAUGCCGUGCACAACAAACUCUGGAAACCUCAAUCGGUCGCUGACAUUUCGGACGACGGUACGCAAGGCGUUGAUCACAGUCGCAUGGAGCUGCUUCAAACCAGCGCAUUUCUGGUCAAGUAUCAUCAUAACAUGGUGCAAGAUGCUCGCAAGGAUCUCAUCAAAUUCGGCUGGAAUUAUAUCCGUCUUGAGGAUCAUAUCAACAAGUACGCCGCUUACUGCCUGAUUGCUUACUUCAUCGCUCACUACGAGACACCUGCGAAGAUUGCAAUGCAAGUCUACAAUACACUCUUACGCGCCCACCAAGCUGAAGGCCGAAAUCUCGUCAUGCAAUCCCUGGAGAUCUUAGAGCCAGUCCUGAAGAAGCGCCUUGGUGGCGGACCUGAUGGCAGGCAAAGUGUCUGGUCUCGUCUACCUAGGAAGAUUUUGAGCGAGGAACAGGGCAACGUUCCGCAAUUGACCAGCAUUUACCAUUUCCUUGUCCGCCAUCCAGACCUCUUCUAUGAAGCUCGUGAUGGUUUUGCGCAGAUCUUGAUUCCUAGCAUUGGCAAGGUUGCGCAGCUGCCUAGUCCUUCUGCGGAGAGUCGACGACUUGCGCUUAAUAUCUUCAGUCUGAUAUGGCAGUGGGAGGAGAAGACUGUUACUGAGGAUGGGUCGCUCGAUGGUGCUGACUCGCCUUCUGCCGAGGGUAGUGGUGUGAAGAAAGCAGCAGUAGCUCCAGCUCCUGUGCGCAUGAUGUUGAUCAAGUACAUGGUGCAAUUCAUCGCCACCCUGCCAGAGAGGUGCCCAACAAGCAAGCCGAAAGAGGCAGCCCAGCCCCAGCAAUUGCAACAACCGAACCAGAUCUCGACUGAGACUGUCACGAGAUCAUUGGAUCUGCUUAGCAAGCUUCUAGCAGCGCCAUACUGGGACGAUCUAGACAUCGAUGCCAUGUUUCCGAAGGUUACCGAGCAGAUAUUGUGCAGUGAGCAUAAGCAGGACGAGAAGGUCGAUACGUGGACAACGCGCGUGGUCAACACGGUGCAGAUUCUGAAAGUGCUUGUCGCCAGCAGAUCGGAAGAGUGGAUCGUGGCAAGACUGCCGCAAUUGCAGAAGCUGCUUGCAAAGCCCUUGCGCAGCGAAGAACAGGAGGUGCAGGAUGCCCUGUUCAACAACGACUUAGCGGAAGGCGACGUCCCACUUCUCCAGCGUGUUCUUAGGGCCAUCCCUGUCGGUCUACCAGAUGACGAGCUUCCCGAUGCUGAUAGUCCGACGGAAGAGUUCAUUACCUUUCUGAGCACGCUCGCGGGCGAUGUCAUCAACAGUGGGAACAACCUUGCUGGCAUCAAUAUCCUGUGGGAGAUGGCGCAGCGUAAACCUGAUGAAGUAGACACUCACAUCCCAGCCCUGCUGAAGGCGCUGCAGACAAAGCUCGCCAAAGACCAUCUGGCUGCGACUAUGAAUCCGCAGAUUGCCCUCGCACAAGGCAUGCAACCUCAGCUGCCAAGCUCGCAAGAAGUCGAAAUAGUGGUCAACCUCAUCAUCAAGAUCAUCGACAUGCUCUCGGCGCGCAUCAGCACGCUGGGCGAGCAGCGCAGACCUUACCUCAGUGUACUCGCAUCACUUGUCGAGCGUAGCGCGAACAACAAGCUCUGCAAGAAGAUCCUGGACCAAGUCAAUGAGUGGAUCUUCCAUCCUACUGAGCCUGUUCCAACGCUCAAGGAGAAGACGGCUGUUUUACAGAAGAUGAUGCCUUUCGAGAACAAGGCUGAUCCUACGUUAUACAUGCUCUUCAUGGAUCUCGUUAUCAGAAUCUACGAGGAUCCCAAGAUCUUGCGGUCCGAGCUGGCCGUACGCAUGGAGCAAGCGUUCCUCAUUGGACUGCGUAGCCCUGACGUCGAGCUCAGGGCACGGUUCGUGACCAUUUUCGACCGUGCGCUGAGCAGAUCUACUAGCAACCGCUUCUUCAAGCUCAUCAGCGAACAGCAGUGGGAUGUGCUUGGUGACAGCUUCUGGCUCAGUCAGAUCAUCCAGCAGAUGUUUGGCUCCAUCGAUCAGCAGAGUGCUGUGCAUCUGCAUCACGAAGACUUCCGCUGCCUGCCUGCCUCGAAGAUAUUUGCCACUUACGCGAACGAGCCGCGCUUAGCAGAUGUCAUGCUCGACGAUUCCUUCGAAAGCCUGAUUUCAAGCGAGAAGCGCUUCAUGCAGGAUGUUGGCAGUCUCACGCACGACAUAUGGGUGGCGUACUUCCCGAUGGCCUGGUCGACCUUGUCCAAAGAAGAUCGUGAGGACAUCGAGCAAGGUCUUGUCGGCUUGCUCACCAAAGACUUCCAUCAGCGACAAGUGGACAAGCGACCAAAUUGCGUCUCGACUCUCCUUGAAGGUAUCGCACGAGCCAAACCAGUCUGCAAAUUUCCGCCACACGUCAUGAAAUAUCUUGCAAAGACCUAUGAUGCAUGGUAUGUGGCCGCCACCUUUAUGGAGGACCUUGCAAUGAAGCCCGUCAUCGACACAUCCACCGUUCGUGAAAGCAAUCUCGACGCUCUUGUCGAGCUGUACGCAAAUCUGGAAGAAGGGGAUCUGUUCUAUGGGACCUGGCGUCGGAGAGCGCAGUUCGUGGAGACUAACGCGGCGCUUUCCUACGAGCAGAAUGGUAUCUGGGACAAAGCUCAGAACAUGUACGAGCAGGCGCAGAUCAAGGCUCGUACUGGCUCACUGCCAUUCUCACAAGCAGAGUAUAUGCUGUGGGAAGAUCAGUGGGUCCUCUGUGCGCAGAAGUUGCAGCAGUGGGAGGUCCUUGCUGAGUUUGCCAAGCAUGAAAACAUCAACGACUUGUACCUCGAGGCUGUUUGGCGUAAUUACGAUCAGCCUACUUGGCGCGAGAAGGAAAGCAGGGACGGUCUCGACAGCAUUGUCAAGGCUGUGUCCGAUGCUCCGACGCCACGAAGAAUGUUCUUCUCUGCGUUCAUGUCUCUACUGAAGUUUCACAACAAGGAAGAGACACUACAAGACUUCCAGAGAAUUUGCGAUGAGAAUAUCCAGCUAUCAAUUAAGAACUGGCACAAGCUGCCACACCGCAUCACGAACGCACACAUCGGGCUGCUGCAGAAUUUUCAACAGUUGGUCGAGCUACAUGAUGCUAACGUCAUCUGCCAGAGCUUGGCCCAGACGAAUGCUCAGAAUCUCGAUUCCAAGUCGCAAGAACUCAAGGUCCUUCUCAGCACAUGGCGAGACCGCCUGCCGAACUUGUGGGACGACAUCAAUGCCUGGCAAGAACUUGUUACCUGGCGCCAGCAUAUCUUCCAGCUGAUCAACACAACCUACCUGGGCCUCAUUCAACCUCAGCCGAACAACGCGACGAGCAAUAGUUUUGCCUAUCGCGGCUACCACGAGACUGCAUGGAUUAUCAACCGAUUUGCACACGUAGCACGCAAGCACCAUAUGCCGGAUGUGUGCAUUACACAGUUGAGCAAGAUCUAUACAUUGCCGAACAUUGAAAUUCAAGAAGCCUUCCUCAAGUUGCGUGAGCAAGCAAAAUGCCACUAUCAGAACAAGAGUGAGCUCACAAGCGGGUUGGACGUGAUCAACAAUACCAAUCUCAACUACUUCGGACAGCAGCAGAAGGCGGAAUUCUAUACACUGAAGGGCAUGUUCCUGAGCAAGCUCAAUCAGAAAGAUGAGGCGCACGAUGCUUUCGGCACCGCCUUAUUCUUCGACAUCAAGCUACCAAAGGCCUGGGCGGAGUGGGGUCGAUAUAGCGACCAUCUUUUCAAGGAGAAUCCGAAUGAUCUCGAGCUCGCCGGCAAUGCCAUCAGCUGCUACUUGGAGGCUGCUGGUCAAUACAAGAGUGCCAAGUCAAGGAAGCUGCUAAGUCGCAUCUUGUGGUUGCUCAGCUUGGACGAUGCCCAAGGCACACUUGCCAAGGUCUACAGCAACUUCCAAGGCGAGCAUCCAUGGUGGUACUGGGUGACGUUCAUUCCUCAGCUGCUCAACAACCUGUCGCGCACAGAAGGCGAGGCGAAUAUAGCGCAUCAGAUUUUGACCAAUCUUGCUAAGACCUAUCCACAAGCUCUACACUUCCAGCUUCGCACGUCACACGACGACAUGCAGGUCAUCAGGAAGUCGACUGCAAUGAAGGAACAGCGUGAGAAGGCCUCAAAGGAGGCAAAGAGCCGCGGCGAGGCUGUCAAGCAAGAGUCGCCUUCUGCUCGACCGGAGAGCUCAGGUGGUCUGUCAAGGCCAGGCACUGCUGGUGGAGAUGUGCAAAUGACCAAUGGCACUUCUGAAGAGGUGCCGAAGAAGGAGGGUGGUGACGAUGGCAAAGCGGAUGAUACUCCCCGACCAAAGAAGGCCUGGGAGCACACUGAAGCGCUCGUGAUAACACUCAGGACCGCCUUCCCAUUGCUCUACGCUUCCAUGGAGGCCAUGGUCGAUCAGAUUCAGAAGCACUUCAAAUGUCCACCAGAUGAGGAUGCCUACAGGCUCAUCAUCGCCCUGCUGAAUGACGCUCUUGGCUACGUUGGCCGCUCACCACACAGCUUCGCCACUGAUAGCAAGCUACCAAAUCAGACAGAGGCAAACAUUAUCCGCUUUGCCGAGUCGAUUCUGCCACCCCACAUCCGGAAGGGCUUCGAGGCCGACUUCGUGGCGAAGAAGCCGACGAUGCUUGAGUACAUUCAGAAACUGCGAAAAUGGCGGGACAAGCUUGCGGAGAGGUUGGACAGACGUCCGACGACCUUCCAUCUCGCCGAGACGACUCAUCUGAGUGGCUUCAGAUUUGUGUGGUUCGACGAGGUCGAGGUGCCUGGACAGUACUUGCAGCAUCGUGACAAGAACCAAGAUUUCGUCAGGAUCGAGCGCUUCUUGCCUGUUGUCGAUCUAGUGAGGGGUGUUGCAGGUUGCCAUCGCAGGCUGAAGAUUCGCGGGCACGACGGUAGUAUCCACCCAUUCGCCAUCCAGCAUCCUGCGCCACGACACUCACGGCGUGAAGAGCGGAUACUGCAGCUCUUCCGCAUUUUCAACAGCACUCUUGCCAAGAAGAAAGAGAGUAGGCGUAGGAAUCUCCAAUUCCACCUGCCAGUCAUGGUGCCACUAUCGCCGCAGAUUCGUAUGAUCCAGGAUGACGCUUCUUACAUCACCCUGCAAGGCGUCUACGAGGACUACUGCCGCCGCAACGACAUUGACAAGGAUGAGCCGACGAUCUUUACGAUGGAAAAGCUGCGAGGUCUAUCACCACAGAAGCAAGAUCAGUUUCUCAAUGUUCGAAUGGAGGCAUUGCAUUAUGUGCAGGACAAGUAUGUGCCAAAAGACAUCGUCCGCCACUACUUUGCCGCCACCUACCCAUCCUUCGACUCUUUCUGGCUGUUCCGCAAGCAGUUUUCGUAUCAGCUGGCUGCACUCACAUACAUCACCUUCACCAUGCACAUGACCGUGCGAUACCCGAACAAGAUGAGCAUUGCACGACGCAACGGUAAUAUAUGGGGCUCAGAGCUACUCCCGUUCAUGCCGAGCACUCGACCUUACUUUCAAAACCCCGAACCAGUACCAUUCCGUCUCACGCCGAAUCUGCAGACGCUGAUGGGUCCUAUCCACACCGAAGGCAUCUUCACUUGUGCACUCAUGGCCAUCGCUCGUUGUCUCACGUCAGAUUCGUCCUACACGGGCGCGAACACAGCUCAGGCGAAUGGCGCUGCACAGCCGAACGGGUUUCUGGAAGGCACUAGUUGUGAGCUCGAGCACCAUCUGUCGAUCUUCAUAAGGGACGAGAUGGCCUUCUGGUACAUGAGCUCGCAUCGCAACUCGAUUAAGGAGAAUGAGCUCCGAGACAAUGUGCAGAGGAAUGCCGAUGCUAUUGUGAGCAAAGCAUUGGUUAUCGCGAAGGAGCCGGCGGCUGGGAAUCUGCCGGCUAGCCAGAGUGUGCUGGACUUGGUGGCGAGGGCGACGAAUCCGGAGAAGUUGUGUCAGACGGAUAUGCUGUGGAUGCCGUGGUUGUAG
Messenger RNA from Recurvomyces mirabilis, 11748 nucleotides. RefSeq names its product transcription-associated protein 1 (gene TRA1). Gene Ontology annotation, cellular component: nucleus; SAGA complex; NuA4 histone acetyltransferase complex. Lineage: Eukaryota; Fungi; Ascomycota; Dothideomycetes; Mycosphaerellales; Teratosphaeriaceae. Gene Ontology annotation, biological process: DNA repair; regulation of DNA-templated transcription. The record is from RefSeq and is a predicted model, not a curated record. The transcript has 2 exons. Gene Ontology annotation, molecular function: protein binding. Bases 1 to 11748 code for a protein of 3915 amino acids.